Messenger RNA from Loa loa (African eye worm), 1146 nucleotides. RefSeq names its product GTP-binding/GTP1/OBG domain-containing protein. Gene Ontology annotation, cellular component: mitochondrion. Gene Ontology annotation, molecular function: magnesium ion binding; GTP binding; GTPase activity. The transcript has a single exon. The record is from RefSeq and is a predicted model, not a curated record. Bases 1 to 1146 code for a protein of 381 amino acids. NCBI's taxonomy places the organism in Eukaryota, Metazoa, Nematoda, Chromadorea, Rhabditida, Onchocercidae.
AUGACCAAAUUGCAGCAGAAGUUGUAUGUUUCGACAAUUUCCAAUGAAGGAGUGGUGAACCGUGAUUGUUUACGACUCUUCAUACGUGCAGGUAAUGGAGGGCAAGGAUUGCAGCGAUUUAAUGGUGUUGGAGGAGAUGGUGGUGAUGUGAUCAUGGUUGGACAUUCAAAGAUGACUUUAGAAGCGAUGCUGAAGAAUGCUAAACAUCGUGUGAUGAAGGUACAAGCUCAAAGUGGUACGAAUUCAUCACAGACUUCUCUCAUUGGUAUCAAUGGGAGGCCAAAAAUUCUCAAAGUUCCGGUAGGUGUCGAUGUGAUAAAUGCGGAAACCAAGGUGUUGAUAGCACGUUGUUCACGACCGUUCUUCAAUUAUGUAAUAGCACGGGGUGGUCGUGGAGGCUGUGCUGAAAACUGCUUUCAAGCAACAGCUGGUGAGCGGUUUUUCAUCGAUCUCCACCUUAAACUUCACCCAAACAUCGGUCUGGUUGGUUUCCCGAAUGCAGGAAAAUCGACAGUUAUGAAGGCGUUGGUACCGAAAAAAAGCAUUAAAAUAGCCAGUUAUCCGUUUACAACAGUGAAACCUCAGAUUGGUUACAUUAAUGACUUUGAAUUGGAUUCCACUGACGAUGAUGACGAUUCGUUUAGUUUGUCAAUCGCCGAUCUGCCAGGAUUGAUAGAGGGAGCAGCAAUGAAUCGCGGAAGAGGUCGCGAAUUCUUGAAGCAUCUGGAGUUCAGCGAUAUAUUACUGAUUGUUGUUGAUGUUCUUGGCUUCAAACUUGAUUUAUCCUUGAGUAAUCCGUACCGUAAUGCUCUUGAAACUGUUGCACUUCUGAAUAUCGAGUUAGAAAAGUAUGAUCCAGCUUUGGUGAUGAAGCCAGCGAUCAUUACUUUGAACAAAAUCGAUUUGCCUAAUGGUGAGCAAAAAGCCAAGGAACUGGUUUCAAUCCUGGAAAAGAAAAAUUGGUCAGAAACGCUAUCAGAAGAAAUGCGACCCACUCGGCCAUUUUCUGUAAAGGCAGUAAUACCGAUUGCAGCGAAGGAUCGCCGUCUGGGCGAUUUGAAAAAUCAACUGAAAUUUCUCUAUACACGAAUGCAUCCUCUGUCAGCUCCAAACUUCGGCUCCGUUAAGAAAACUGUACUCUCCUGA